AUGACCGUCAACUCUACAGAAACUACCCAAGCCCUCGUCCUGCACGGCGCCAAAGAUCUCCGCCUAGAAUCGCGCCCUCUCUCCCCUCCAACCGGCAGUGAAGUCCAAGUCGCCAUUCGCGCCACUGGUCUCUGUGGCUCCGACCUGCACUACUACACCCACGGGCGCAAUGGAGACUUCGUGGUGCGCGAACCCAUGUGCCUGGGCCACGAAUCCUCCGGCAUCGUCACAGCCAUCGGCCCCGAGGUAACCACCCACGCCGUGGGCGACCGCGUCGCCCUGGAAGUCGGCUUUGCCUGUCGUCAAUGCGCCCUCUGUCAACAAGGGCGCUACAACAUCUGCCCUCAGAUGAAGUUCCGCAGCAGCGCGAAACUCUUCCCCCAUCUCGACGGCACCCUCAUGGAACGUACCAACCACCCCGCCUCCCUCUGCCACAAGCUCCCCUCCCACGUCUCCUACGCCGGCGGCGCCCUCGUCGAACCCCUCGCCGUCUGCCUACACGCCAUCCGCCGCUCCCGACCUCCCACCGCCGAGGAUGUCUCCCUGGCGCAGUCCCUCGGCGAACCCACCGCCGCCUUAAUCUUCGGCGCUGGCGCCAUCGGCCUCCUCCUAGCCUCUGCGCUGGCCGCCUCCCAGAACUUUUCCUCCAUAGUGGUGGCGGACAUUGAUGCCUCCCGACUGGCUAUUGCUGACGAGCUGGGACUGGGUCUCAAAACCACUCUCAUUCCCAAGGCGGAUCCCGCGAACCCCGCGCCAUCCCGCGAUGCGCCGGCCGCGGAGCAGACGGCGUGGGCGCUGCAGAAUGCGCAGCGUGUGGCGGGAAUCUUGAAGGAGUCUGCGGGUGUGGAGAAGACGGGCUAUGCGCGCGUAUAUGAUUGCACGGGUGUGCCGGCGUGCGUGCAGGCAGGCAUCUAUGCCGCCGGAGCGGGUGGAGUAUUGGUGCAGAUCGGGAUGGGACACCCCGUGCAAACGCUGCCUGUGGGAGCGGCGGCACUGAGAGAGGUCGAUAUCCUGGGAGUGUUCCGGUAUGAUGGGUAUGCGUAUCCGGCGGCGAUUGAGCUGAUGGCGAGUGGGAAAAUGGAUCGCGUAGAGAAGAUGGUAGUGACGCAUCGGGUGCCGCUUGCGGAUGGCGAUCGGGCGUUUGGACUGUCGGGUAAGGGAGUGGACGAGGAGGGUAGGCCGGUGGUGAAGGUGGUUAUUGAGAGUGGUGAUGCUUAA
This is a messenger RNA of Aspergillus tubingensis, 1218 nucleotides long. RefSeq names its product NAD(P)-dependent alcohol dehydrogenase. Gene Ontology annotation, biological process: D-sorbitol catabolic process. Lineage: Eukaryota; Fungi; Ascomycota; Eurotiomycetes; Eurotiales; Aspergillaceae. The coding region runs from base 1 to 1218 and encodes 405 amino acids. The transcript is spliced from 2 exons. Gene Ontology annotation, molecular function: L-iditol 2-dehydrogenase (NAD+) activity; zinc ion binding. The record is from RefSeq and is a predicted model, not a curated record.